AUGGUUAUGAGUAUUGCAUCUACAUUUAUAGCCCUUUACUAUGGUUCAUGGAUAUCACAAAAUCUCAUACGUCAAAUAAAUGGUGGUGAAUUACUGGUUGGUACUGGGAGUGAUGAACGAACGUUAAGUACAUUAUUGUUUAAUUAUAUUGAAUGGAAUUAUAACACAGAAAAAGAACCCCAAUAUAAGCAAUAUUGUGUCUGGUUAAAACAAAAUUUAAUUAAACAAUAUCCGUGUAUUAUGACUGUUUAUUUAAAUGGCGAAAGCGAUAAGAAUUAUGAUCAUAUUAUGCCUGUAAUUGGAAUUGAUUAUCAGAUUAAUAAUGUAUACGAUGGUAAUGAUGUUCUUUAUUUUCAUAAUUUAUUUCAAAAUCAAAUAAUUAACAGACGUUUAGCCACAGAGAUGGGUACGAGACAAUCAUGUAAAGUGGGUCCAUAUGAAGGAGGAUGUAUACCUAGAGAUGUAACAUAUGGUUUAGCAAUCACAGGUAUAAUAGAUAAGGAUCAUUCAACAUUACCAAUUAAAUUAUAUGUUAAUUCAUGGGAUGAACCAAAUAUAUCACUAGGCGCAAAACCAAAAAUACUUAAAGGUAAAAUUAUCGUAUCGAAUCUUAUAUCAAAUCAAAACUAUGUUCUGUUACGGUAUAAUACCUAUAAGACUGUUCCGGCAUCCGGGAAAGAAAGUCAAUUUUUAAACUCAAAAUAUGAUUAUAGAUAUGAUUUUCUAGCAAAUGGUAGUACGUGGACAUUUAAUGACCCAAAUGGUAUUUAUUCAAAUGGUUCUACAUAUUAUCGCUGUGUUAAAUUCGUUGGAAACUAA
This is a messenger RNA of Didymodactylos carnosus, 819 nucleotides long. The record is from the annotation of a GenBank genome assembly. NCBI's taxonomy places the organism in Eukaryota, Metazoa, Rotifera, Eurotatoria, Philodinida, Philodinidae.